Molecule: messenger RNA, 1300 nt
Organism: Ruditapes philippinarum (Manila clam)
Lineage: Eukaryota; Metazoa; Mollusca; Bivalvia; Venerida; Veneridae
Product: variant-specific surface protein VSP4A1-like
Exons: 3
Coding region: 662-1183 (173 amino acids)
Source: RefSeq, a predicted model, not a curated record
AGUGUAAUAUGGUUUUUAUUAAUUGGUUUAUACUUCACAACAGUAGGUGUCAAGUGCCGUGUGGCAGCUGUAAAAACUUGUCCCGUACUUCACUUCAAUGUUGUUGUAUUUUUCUGGUCCUUCGGGAUCAUUGAUGCCAGCACUAUUAAGUGUUGAGACUUGAGUACCGCUCAAGCCGGUGCUAAGGGGCGUUAGGGAUGUUGCACUUAUCAAUUAUCCCUUAUGUACAGACUCAAUGAAACCGAGUCUGCAAUUCUUAUUUGAUUUUGUUGUGAUUAAUGCUUCCGAGGGAUCACUUUGUUUCCAGAUUUUUAUUACACUCCUGUGCCGCGGUUUAUAUGAUAAUAAAUUAAAUAAUAAACCGUUUAAUCAUCAAUUAUAAGGAUAUAGGUUCAUGUUUAUUGAAUAGAGGAUUUAUUUGAUUAUUGAUCAAGAUUCGUAACACUGGAAUCGCUUCGUUCGUCUCAAAGUCACAUUCCUAAGACAUCACUGAUAUAUCGAUAACAUGUUUUUUAAAGCAAUCUGUCAUAUCAAUACGCGCUAUUGUGUUUUGCUUUAUUUACUUCCGUAUCAAAGGUUUAUAACCUUGCUACUGUACAAUAACAAAUGUAGAAAUAAAGUAUUGCUCGUGUUUGAUGAUUGAGAAUAUAUAAAGGAAACAAUGAGGAACAUAGAUUUGAUUGCAAGUACGCUUUGUAUGUUUCAACUUGUAAACAACACUACAGGAGGGAUUGAUGAACAAUGUUUAGUAGAUUGUGCAUGCUGUAUAGAUAGAGUAUGUGGACCAGGGCAUUAUUUUUCAAACGAAUGUUACAUAGGCUGUAUAGAAGGUCAUAGAGGUGCACGCUGCUCUCAACUAUGUUCACAUAACUGUACAAAAUGCACUAGUCGUGCAGAUUCAUGUACUGCGUGUUAUGAUGGCUAUUAUCCCGGCUCUGCUAGAGACUGCACAUCAAAGUGUUUACCCGGAUGUAAAACAUGCACGUCAGAAACCACGUGUACAUCAUGCAAGGAGGGUUAUUAUAACGCUGCUGGUCAAAGUUAUUGUAACUGUGCUGAACAUUGUUAUUGUGAAAAUAAUCAGUGUAUUUCAUGUAAGGAGGGAUACUACGAUACCAGUAAUUUAUGUAAUAGUAUAUGUCCAGGUAACUGUGUCAUGUGUUCGCCAAAUACUAAUUGUUAAUCGUGUAAGGAUGGUCAUUAUUAUAAAGGUUACCAAUACGACAACAUUAAUCUCCCUUUGUUGAACGACUGCACAUACAAAUGUCGAGAUAACUGUGUACGAUGUGCGUCCUAUGAC